UAAGUAUGUUGAAGAUAGGCGAUGUUGGUGAUUUUUUUUGUUCCACCUGUUGGUUGGUCUGUAUCGUUUUUGGAGGAUAUGUUGGGAUAUUUGGAUUUAUGUAGCUGCCAUAACCUUGGCUAUGCAGAUAGUCUUUCUUAACACUUUAUUCUGAAAGAUAUGAAGCCUUUGGACAAAUUUUACAACGGGCUGGGUGCAGUGACUCACAUCUCUAAUCCCAGUGCUUUGGGAGGCUGGGGCAGGAAGAUUGUUUGAGCCCAGGAGCUUGAGACCAACCUGGUCAACAUAGUGAGACCCCUGUCUCUACAGAAGAAAAUGAGCCGUGUGUGGUGGUAUACAACUGUAAUCCAGCUACUCAGGAGGCUGAGGUGGGAAGAUCACUUGAGCCAAGGAGUUUGAGGUUACGGUGAGUCAUGAUUGUCUCACUGCACUCCAGCAUGGGCAGCACAAUGAGACUGUCUCAAAAAAAAAAAAAAUUUACAAUCGAAGUCUGCAUAUCCUUCACCUAGGUUCAUAAAUUUGUUACUUUUGCUUUAUCUCCUUGCCUUUUUCUUACUCCCCCUAUACUCACACUACACACAAAAACACACUAUUAGUUGAAUGAAUUGAGAUUAAGUUGCAGAACACAUGACACUUUACUCCAAUACUGCAUUAUAUACUGUCCUACAUAACCAUGAUAUAAUUAUCACACUAACCAGCUGUGGUGGUGUGUGCCUAUAGUCCAAGCUACUUGGGGCGCUGAGGCAGGAGGAUCACUUGCGGCCAGGAGGUUGCAGCUGCAGUCUCACAUUCAUUCCAUCAUCAGAUUUCUCCCAUUGUCCUAAUAAUAAUCUUUACAGCUUUUCUUUACCCCUGAUCCAAAAUGUCAUCGAAGAUCACACAGUGCAUUUAGUUGUCGUGUCUCUUAAGUCUCUUUAUUUAUUUAUUUAUUGAGAUGGAGUCUUGCCCUGUUACCCAGACUGGAGUGCAGUGGCACGAUCUUGGCUCACUGCCACCUCUGCCUACUGGGUUCAAGUGAUUCCCCUGUCUCAGCCUCCUAAAUUGCUGGGAAUACAGGUGUGUGCCACCAUGCCCAGCUAAUUUUUGUUUUUAGUAGAGACAGGAUUUUACCAUGUUGGCUAGGCUGGUCUUGAACUCCUGAGCUCAGAUGAUCCACCUGCCUUGGCCUCCCAAAGUGCUGGGAUUACAGGCAUGUAAUCCUGGCCUUAAGCCUCUUUUAAUAUAGAAUAGUUCGCUAGCGCUUCUGUUUUGUUUUGUUUUGUUUUGUUUUGUUUUGAGACACUGAUACUUUUGAAGAGUCUAGGCCAGUUGCCUUGUAGAUUUCAACUUGUUUGAUUAUCCUCAUGAUUAGAUUGGCAGAAAUACUACCUAAGUGGUGUGACCUUCUUAGCCCAUCCAUCAGGAAGCACAUGAUAUGACUACAAUUGGUGACAUUAAGUUUAUUAUUUAAUGAUUAAGGUGGUAGCUCCCAGGUUUCUACAUUGUAAGGGUAUCUUUUGCUGCCCUCCUUUUUAUUCUCAAGUAGUUUAUUUGGAGAUUAUUCCUUUACACAGGGGUAGAGGAGAGGGGAAGAAAGACAGGAAAGGAAAACUUGACAACAAAGGGCAAGUUAUCAAGCCUGUUGCCACUGGUAGCAACCCAACCUAAUUCCACUGGGGAAGCUUAUGGCUUGGUUGGUGGUAUCCCACAGAUGGCUAAGAAAUCUAGGGUGUUUCAGCACCAGCUCCUGUCAGGUACCAAUUGAGGGCUACUGCCAGGGUGGUUCAAUUCUCUGGUGCUUACAGCUUGCCAUAAACAGGUGUAAAGUAGUCUGGAUACCAAAGAAAGCUCUCAGGUGACAAGAUGCAUAUGUUGGCAUUUGGAAGUCAGACCAGGGUGCACUACUGUGGUAAGAGCUGAAGGGAUAAUUAGUAGAGCAUUCAUAGUGUCUGCUAUAUCUCAGUACCCUAGAACCUAGAGAACCUAAAACUUGAGGCAAGAACUUAUGUGCUAUUAUUUUUUCAAGAAGGGCACUUUCAAGCAGAGGUAGGGGAAAGGUGAGUGAGGGGAGAAGGAGGAUUAAGUCCAUUCGAAGGUGCGUGUUGAAGUUGGCCUCCUUGGUGCAAGUACAGUUGAUGCUGAUCUCCUAAAGCUGUCUCACAGGAGGAUGUAUAAAUAACUGCAUUCCAGGGCAAUCCAUCUAAAAGAAGGAAGGACAGUCCCCUCAGCUUCUGUAUCUCAUUGGAAAAAGGUUUGCUUCAUAGCACAUUAAUUCCCACAGACUCCUGGGUUACACAUGUGUGGGCACCAGGUGGGUCCCACAGGCCUUUACACCUCAAAAGCAAGCGGCAAGCUAAGGAUGGGAAGCAGUAGGCAUUCAGUAUGAGCAGGAGGUAAGGGACCAUGGGGUUGUGCCUGUGGGCAGUUGGUUAUAACCCAGAUGUAUUUGGUCAGCCCAGUUGACGGCUGGGGUGGAAAAAGUGCCCAAGGGUCUCAAGGUCAUACAAGGCCAAGAAAAUUUCAGGUGCUGUAAGAUAGGCCUAAUGCAUUUGGAUUCUACCUUUGUUUAACAAAUACGUGGACAUAUAAAACACAUAGACAAACCAGUCACAUAUACAGAAAGACAGCAGCUAUCUCUUCUGUCACAGCAGCUGGUGAGAUCCAGCUGAAUUUUACUUCCAUAUUCUCUGAUAUGUGUUUUAAGCUUUCUACAAUAAAGAUUUUUUUUUUUUUUGAGAUGGAGUUUUGCUCUUGUUACCCAGGCUGGAGUGCAAUGGCGCGAUCUGGGCUCACUGCAACCUCCGCCUCCUGGGUUCCUGGGUUCAGGCAAUUCUCCUGCCUCAACCUCCUGAGUAGCUGGGAUUACAGGCACGCACCACCAUGCCCAGCUAAUUUUUUGUAUUUUUAGUAGAGACGGGGUUUCACCAUGUUGACCAGGAUGGUCUCGACCUCUUGACCUCAUGAUCCACCCGCCUCAGCCUCCCAAAGUGCUGGGAUUACAGACGUGAGCCACCGCACCCGGCCCCACAAUACAGAUACUUUAAUUUUAUAAUGGAGGCUGGGCAUAGUGGCUCAUGCCUUUAAUCUCAGCAUUUUGUUAGGUCAAGGCAGGAGGAUUGUUUGAGCCCAGGAGCUCAAGACCAACCUGGGCAACAUAGUGAGACACUCAGCUCUAAAAAAUUUUUUUGUUAAUUAGGCAGGCAUGAUAGCACUCACCUGUAGUCCUAUACUCUCAGGAGACUGAAGUGGGAGGAUUACCUGAGCCCUGGAGGUCAAAGUUAGAGUGAAUUAUGAUCACACCACUGCAUUCCAGUCUUUACAGAGCAAGACCCUAUUGCUUAAAAAAAACAUUUUUUUUUUUUUUUUUUUUUUUGAGAUGGAGUGUUGCUCUGUUGCCAGACUGGAGUGUAGUGGCACGAUCUCGGCUCACUGCAACUUCUGCCUCCUGGGUUCAAGCGAUUGCCCUGCCUCAGCUUCUUGAGUAGCUGGGACUACAGGUGUGCGUCACCAUGCCUGGCUAAUUUUUUAUGUUUUAAUAGAGAUGGGCUAUCACCAUCUUGGCCAGGAUGGUCUCAUGACCUCUUGAUCCGCCCGCCUUGGCCUCUCAAAGUGCUGGGAUUACAGGAGUGAGCCAACUGUGCCCAGCCUUUUUCUUUAAUUUGUGUAAUUGGAAAACCCUUGUAGACAGUGUUAGGAAGGAAGGCAGAACAGUAAGCAUCUUUUUCAAAGUAAAAGAGCAAAAACGGAAAAUAUUUUGUGUUUACUUUAUGGACAAAGAUAAGAUUGUCCUUCAUCCCAGCACUUUGGGAGGCCGAAGUGGGUGGAUCAUGAGGUCAAGAGAUCGAGACCAUCCUGAUCAACAUGGUGAAACCCCGUCUCUACUAAAAAUACAAAAAAUUAGCUGGGCAUAGUGGCGCGUGCCUGUAAUCCCAGCCACUCAGGAGGCUGAGGCAGGAGAAUUGCCUGAACCCAGGAACCCAGGAACCCAGGAGGCGGAGGUUGUGGUGAGCCAAGAUCGCGCCAUUGCACUCUAGCCUGGGUAACAAGAGCGAAACUCCAUCUCAAAAAAAAAAAAAAAAAAGAUUGUCCUUCAAUAAAUGGCUAAAUUUUUUUUUUUUUUUUUUGAGAGGGACUCUCGCUCCAUUGCCCAAGCUGGAAUGCAGUGGCGUGAUCUCAGGUCACUGCAACCUCUGCCUCCCAGGUUCAAGUGAUUCACCAGCCUCAGUCUCUCAAGUAGCUGGGACUACAGGCAUACACCACCCUCCUCAGCCUCUCAAAGUGCUGGGAUUACAGGCAUGUGCCAUCAUGUCCAAACACUUUUUACAUUUAAAGAGCAACUUGUGGCAAGGCAUGGUGUUUUUUUUUUUGAGACGGAGUUUUGCUCUUUUGCCAGACUGGAGUGCAGUGGAACAAUCCAGCUAAUUUUUGUAUUUUUAGUAGAGAUGGGAUUUCAUCAUGUUGGCCGGGCUGGUCUUGAACUCCUGACCUCAGGUGAUCCGCCUGCCUCAGCUUCCCAAAGUGCUGGGAUUAUAGGAGUGAGCCACUGUGCCUGACAUGGCUGUUUUUACUUUAUUUAUAAAACUAGAACAAGUUACUCUUAUAUUUAUUAUAUUAUUAUUAUAUUUGAGACAGAGUCUUAUUCUGUUGCCCAGGCUGGCGUGCAGUGGCAUGAUCUUGGCUUACUGUAACCUCCGCCUCCUGGGUUCAAGUGAUUAUCCUGCCUUGGCCUCCCAAGUAGCUGGAUUAUAGAUGUGCAUCAUCACACCCAGCUAAUUUUUGUAUUUUUAGUAGAGACAGGGUUUCACCAUGUUAACCAGGGUGGUCUGGAACUCCUGACCUCAGGUGAUCCAUCUGCUUUGGCCUCCUAAAGUACUAGGAUUACAGGCGUAAGCCACCAUGCCUUGUCACAAGUUGCUCUUUAAAUGUAAGAAGUGUUUGGACAUGGUAGCACAUGCCUGUAAUCCCAGCACUUGAGAGGCUGAGGAGGGUGGAAUACCUGAGGUCAGGAAUUUGAGAGCACCUGGCCAACAUAGUGAAACUCUAUUUCUACUAAAAGUACAAAAAUUAGCUGGGGAUGGUGGUGGGCAUCUGUAAUCCCAGCUACUCAGGAGGCCGAGGCAGGAGAAUUGCCUGAAUCCAGGAGGCGGAGGUUACCGUGAGCUGAAAUCACGCCAUUGCACUCCAGCCUGGGUCACAAGAGUAAAACUCCAUCUCAAAAAAAAAAAGUUUUCAAACAUACUUUGUAUAUGCUGCAUUAUGUAUAUCAUUCACUUAUUUAUUUUUUCAUGCCACUUAUUCAUUCAUUUAAUUAAUCAAGAGCUGUUACUCAGCAAAUACUUCCCAAGGCCCUAUUGAUGAGCCAGGGUCUGUGCUAGUCACUGAUGAUGCGAGGAAGAAUCAGAAUCUUCCACCUUCUUGGGGCCCAUAUUGGAGUGGGGAGAAUGGGUUUUGGUAGACAGUACUUAGAAAAUAUUCAGAUGCCCCCUUUGCAGCUUUGGGGCUAUGUACAUGACACAUUCUCAUCAGUGUGUUGUUAUCAGAAGUGGUAGUGUUACGUAGGGUGCAGGCAGCUAUGAACUGGUGUGACUCCAAUUCUCUCUACCCCUGCAGUGUUGACCUUGGAGCCACAUAGGCUACAAAGUGUACCCGUCCACCCUACUGUGUCAAGUGUACUUUUCAGUGGCAUUAAGUACAUUCACAAAGUAUGCCCUUUUAUUUCUGACAACCCAAUUGGUGCUUAUGUGAGACUCUGUAAAUGUCCUGUUUCCCACCAACCAUUUAAUAUUCACUAAUGAUCCUAGCUGGAAGCUAUUAUCGUAUUAUUCUGUUACAAUAAAUGGAUGAUCUUAUUAAUAUUCCCUUAUUUAGAUGAAGAAACUGAGGCACAGGCAGGUUAAGUAAUUGCCCAAUUUAAGUAACUUGCCUGAUGGAGCUGGAUAUUGAACUACAUCUGACUAGAGUUCAAAGCAUGCUUUAUAUGGGGGUUGGCACACUAUGGUCUGUGGGCAAAAUCUGCCUGUUUUGUAAACAAAGUUUGGGACACAACCAUGGCCAUUAACUUAGGUACUCUGUGGCUGCUUUCACUAAAAUGCCAGAGUUGUGAUAGUACUUGUGACAAUGACCAUUGAGCCCAAGAAACUUAAGAAUACUUACUAUCUGCUGUCUGGUCCUUGACAAAAUAAGUUGGCUGACCUCUGCUUUGUAGAAUAAGUAUUUAAAUCUUUGUUUCUAUUAAAAUAAUACAUGUGCAUAUUUGAACAGUGAAAUACUAUAGUACUAGACAUUUUGCUUUGAAAAUAGAGGAGCUUCCUGCUGCACCAUUGCCCACCCCAGCCUCACACCUCAGUUGGAUAUAUUUCUUCUAACUCCCUUUUCUGGCAUUUACAUCUACAUUCUAAAACCUUUAUUCACUAUUUCUUGAUUUAACAAUUUUAGACACUUAUUGACUCACUUAGUUUAGGCUGCUAUCCUAGUUUUUUUUUUUUUGAGACGGAGUCUUGCUCUGGCACCCAGGCUGGAGUGCAGUGGUGUGAUCUUGGCUCACUGCAACAUCUGAUUCCCUGGUUCAAGUUAGUCUCCUGCCUCAGCCUCCCAAGUAGCUGAGAUUACAGGCAUACACCACCAUGCCCAGCUACUUUUUUUGUGUUUUUAGUAGAGACAGGAUUUUCACCAUGUUGGCCAGCUGGUCUCCAACUCCUGACCUCGUGAUCCACUCACCUCGGCCUCUCAAAGUGCUGGGAUUACAGGCAUGAGCCACUGCUUGUGGCCUUUCCUACUUUUUAAUGAUAGAUUUAAUGCUGAACUUACCAUUCUUAGCUAAAGAGUAAUGUUUUAUGAUUAUUUAAAUAGUUUUCCAGGCCAGGCAUGAUGGCUCAUUCCUGUAAUCCCAGCAAUUUGGCGUGCGCCCCACCCAGCUAAUUUUUUUAUUUUUAUUUUUAGUAGGGAUGGGGUUGCACCAUGUUGGCUAGGCUGGUCUCGAACUCCAGACCUCACGAUCUCCCUGCCUCAGCCUCCCAAAGUACCGGGAUUACAGGCAUGAGUCACUGCAUCCGGCACUUUAUUUUUCAAAGAUGGGGUCUCACUCUGUCACCUACUAAUGUUUUUUAUUUUUUCUAGAGAUGACAUCUUGCCAUGCUGCCCAGACUGGCAGAAUUUGAUCUCUUAAACAUUGCAUUAUACAUAGUCCUUCUUAUCCUUGGGGAUACAUUCUUUUUUUUGAGACAGAGUCUAGUUCUAUUACCCAGGCUAGAGUGCAGUGGCACAAUCUCACCGAAAUCUCUGCCUCUUCUUGGGGAUACAUUCUAAGAUCCGCAGUGGAUGCUUGAAAUUGCAAAUAUGCCAAACCAUAUAUACACUGUUUUUUUGAAUCUGAUAACUGAGAGGGCUACUAAGUGAACACAUGGCAGUACUGUCUAUAGUUUGGAGACGUUGGACAAAGGGAUGAUUCGUGUUCUUGGCAGGCCAGAACAGGAUAGUAUGAGAUUUCAUCAUGCUACUCAGAAUGGCAUGCAACUUAACACUUAAUAACUUGUUUAUUCCUGGAAUAUUCCACUGGGAAAUUUUGGACUGUGAACUGUGGGUAACGACAACUGUGGAUGAAGGAGGACUAUUUUUUUUCCACUUAACAUUAUGCCCAAAAGAGGGGGGUGUAUUGUAAUGUCAUGAAGAGCACCAUGCUACUUGACAAUCAUGAAUUUAUAGUUCUGCUAUUUGCAAUUAAUCUGAAGAUUUGUAAUGUGCAAAUUUGCUGAGGCACAACUGAAACUUCCGUUUGCAGAUAUAGGGGUAUUCAGGCAGGGGCUCCGCCAGUUGUCUGUGAUUGCUCUGAGGGUAGGUGUGCUUUCUAAUUGGACUUUAUACAUUUGCAUAGGCUCAGUCAAAUGCAUUGGCUCUUAAAGCAUGCCUGGCUGUGCUCACUUCCAGAGUUUCUGAUUCAGGAAGUCUGGGGUAGGGCCUGAGAAUUUGCAUUUUGAAAGGUUCACAGGUGGCCGGGUGUGGUGGCUUAUGUCUGUAAUCCCAGCACUUUGGGAGGUGAAGAGAGCAGAUUGCCUGAUGUCAGGAGUUUGAGACCAGCAUGGCCAACAUGGCGAAACCCAUCUCUACUAAAAUACAAAAUUUAGCUAUGCAUGGCGGCAUGCACCUGUAAUCUCAGCUACUCGGGAGGCUGAAGCAGAAGAAUCUCUUGAACCCAGGAGGUGGAGGUUGCUUUGAGUUGAGAUUAUGGUACUGCACUGCAGCCUGGGUGACAAGAGCGAAACUCUGUCUCAAAAAAUACGAACAAAACACACACACACAAAACACAGGUUAACAGGUGAUUGGUGAUGCUGCUGGUCCAGGAUGUAAAGUAGCUUACUGGCUUAUUGCUCUAUAGAGCCUUCCUGAAUGUUGGGGGUCUCCUGCUUUUCAUUUGCUUCAUUUUUUUUUUUUUUUUGAGAUAGAGACUUGCUGUGUUUCCCAGGCUGGAGUGUAGUGGUGUGAUCUCACCUUACUGCAACCUCUGCCUCCUGGGUUCAAGUGAUUGACCUGCCUCAGCCUCCUAAGUAGCUGGGUUUAUAGGCGUGCGCCACUACACCAGGCUAAUUUUUGUAUUUUUAGUAGAGACAGGGUUUCACUGCAUUGGUCAGGCUGGUCUUGAACUCCUGACCUUGUGAUCUGCCUGCCUCAGCCUCCCAAAGUGCUGGGAUUACAGGCAUGAGCCACUGCUCCUGGUUCUCAUUCAUUUCAUUUCUGUUAUUCUCCUCCUUCUAGCCAUCUUGUUAGCUCCUGGAAAGCAUUUCAGUGAUUGUGGCUUCUGUUUCUUUUUGACUCCAUAGUAGUGAUCAGGGUCAUGCUGCCUAUAUAGUAGGGAGCAGUAAGUUGAGGUUUGUGUUGUUUUUUUUAGAGACGGAGUCUCGUUCUGUCGUCCAGGCUGGAGUGCAGUGGUGCGAUCUCAGCUCACUGCAACCUCUGCCUCCUGGGUUCAAGCGAUUCUCCUGCCUCAGCCUCAGCCUCAGCCUCAGCCUUCCGAGUAGCUGGAACUACAGAUGCGCACCAUCAUGCCCAGCGAAUUUUUGUAUUUUUAGUAGAGGUAGGGUUUCACCAUGUUGGCCAUGAUGGUCUCGAUCUCUUGACCUUGGGAUCUGCCUGCCUCAGCCUCCCAAAGUGCUGGGAUUACAGGCAUGAGCCACCGCAUCUGGCAAAGUUAAGGUUUUUAAAAACUUUGUUAUUAUUAUUAUUAUUAUUUUUGAGAUGGAGUCUCGCGCUGUCACCCAGGUCAGAGUGCAGUGACGUUAUCUCAGCUCACUGCAACCUCCUCAUCCAUGAUUCAAGUGAUUCUUCCACUUCAGCUUCCCGAGUAGCUGAAACUACAGGCAUGUGCCACCACGUCUGGCAAAUUUUUUAAAAUUUUUAGUAGAGACAGUGUUUUUACCAUGUUGGCCAGGCUGGUCCUAAACUGACCUCAGGUGAUCCGCCUGCCUCGGCCUUCCAAAGUGCUGGGAUUACAAGGUGUGAGCCACCAUGCCCGGCUAUUUUUAAAAAAAAUUUAAAACACAUUCACUUGAUUUUUUUCCCCUAUCCCCCAGCUUUAUUGAGGUAUGAUUGACAAAUAAAAAUUGUAUAUAUUUAAGAUGUACAAUGUGAUGAUUUGACAUGUGAACGCGCUGUGAAAUGAUUACCACAGUCAAGAGGUCAACCAAAAUCAAGAUGUCUGGGACUGAGGAAGCAAUUCUUGGAGGGCGUGACAGUCAUCCUGCUGCUGGCGGCAGCUCGGCAUUAUGCUUUGGACAGCAGCAGUACACAGCAGAAGAGUACCAGGCUAUCCAGAAGGCCCUGAGGCAGAGGCUGGGCCCAGAAUACAUAAGUAGCCGCGUGGCUGGAGGAGGCCAGAAGGUGUGUUACAUUGAGGGUCAUCGGGUAAUUAAUCUGGCCAAUGAGAUGUUUGGUUACAAUGGCUGGGCACACUCCAUCACGCAGCAGAAUGUGGAUUUUGUUGACCUGAACAAUGGCAAGUUCUACGUGGGAGUUUGUGCAUUUGUGAGGGUCCAGCUGAAGGAUGGUUCAUAUCAUGAAGACGUUGGUUAUGGUGUUAGUGAGGGCCUCAAGUCCAAGGCCUUAUCUUUGGAGAAGGCAAGGAAGGAGGCAGUGACAGAUGGGCUGAAGCGAGCCCUCAGGAGUUUUGGGAAUGCACUUGGAAACUGUAUUCUGGACAAAGACUACCUGAGGUCACUAAAUAAGCUUCCACGCCAGGUGCCUGUUGAAGUGGAUUUAACUAAAGCGAAGAGACAAGAUUUUGAACCAUCUGUGGAAGAGGCAAGAUACAACAGUUGCCGACCGAACAUGGCCCUGGGACACCCACAGCUACAGGAGGUGACCUCCCCCUCUAGACCAAGCCACGAUGUGAUACAGGGGAAUAAGGACUGCAGCUCCCGACGCCUGACCUCAUCCACUGUGGAGAGCGAGGCCUCAUACCAGCGGAAGCUCCGGCAAAAGCAGCUGCAGCAGCAGUUCCGGGAGCAGAUGGAGAAGCAGCAAGUCCACGUCUCCACCCCGCCAGUUGAGAAGAGUGAGGCAGUGCCUCCGGCCCCUCCGCUGACACACAGCACUCCUGUAACUGCAGUCUCAGAACCGCUCCCGGAGCAAGACUUCCUCGCAGGAAUGACUCAAGAAUUAAUCAAGACUCUUGAAGACAACUCUUUAAAGUGGGCUGUGACUACAGAUGCAGGGGAUGGUGUGGUCAAGCCCUUGUCUAGAGCAGACCUGCCCCAGACCUCUGACACACUGGCCUUGAACAACCAGAUGGUGACCCAGGACAGGACUCCAUACAGCCUUUGCCACCAGAAACCACAAGCGAAAUCUGGACCUUGGGACCUCCAGACUUAUAGUGCUGACCAACACGUAACAGGAAACUGGGAAUCUCAUAGGAAGAGCCAGGACAUGAAGAAAAGGAAGUAUGAUCCAUCUUAACUGAGGCUCAGGCCACACGAUUGGACCUUGUCACAAAGGGACUUCGGAAAACUACUUUUUUGUCAUGAAAUCGUUCAUCACUCCUGGAGAAUGAACUUUACUGCUAAGGAUUAUCUUGCUUCAUUCUGAACCUUCUCAAGAGGAUCUGACUGAAAGCCUACUGCAGUUAGGGCUGAGCACUUUUAAAAAGCUUGUCCCCGGCCAGGUGUGGUGGCUCACGCCUGUAAUCCCAGCACUUUGGGAGGCCGAAGCAGGUGGAUCACCAGGUCAGGAGUUCAAGACCAGCCUGGCGAAGAUGGUGAAACCCUGUCUCUACUAAAAAUACAAAAAAAUAGCUGGGUGUGGUGGUGGGCACCUGUAGUCCCAGCCAUUCGGGAGGCUGAGGCAGAGAAUUGCUUGAACCUGGGAGGCAGAGGUUGCAGUGAGCUGAGAUCGUGCCACUGCACUCCAGCCUGGGUGACAGCGAGAUUCUGUCUCAGAAAAAAAGCUUGUCCUCCACUCUAGUAGGGAGAGGCUCUGGAUGGGUGGAAUAUCUUUUCUUUGGCUUGUGAGGCUUCCCACUAUUUAUUACUAAACUAUUGUUAAUAAAGAAGAUGGACAUUUUAGGAAUCACCAAUGGCUGCUUGCCCUCAAGCAAUAUAGGCCAGACUUAGUACUAAGCACCUGCCUUAGCAAUUGCCUACAUUCAAUUGUUUUGCAUAACCUCUGCCUUCCUUCAAGGCCCCAUGCCUUUAAUGUUGUCCACUUUAAGCACUGUGGAUCAGGACAGGAAUGCAGUUAGAGUAGUGCUUUUUACUACUUUGUAUCACCAAUCUAGGCUACAAUCUUCAUUUAAUCUAAGUAAACUAAUUUAUGGGUUUAUGACAUUACAAUCCUGCAUUCUUUCAAGACUGACAUUUAGGCCGGGGGUGGUGGCUCACGCCUGUAGUCCAAGCACUUUGGAGGCCAAGGCGGGUGGAUUACCUGAGGUCGAGAGUUCAAGACCAGCCUGACCAACAUGGUGAAACCCCGUCAUUUAAAAAAAAUUAAAAAAAAAAAAAAAAAGACAUUUUUCCCUGAGAAGGAAAUGAUUAUCUAAGGUCAAGGGAAAAAAAAAAUUUUUUUUUUGACAGUCUUGCUGUGUCACCCAGGCUGGAGUGCGGUUGGUGCAAAGAGCUCAACCUCUGGGCUCAAGUGAUCCUCCCACCUCCGCCUUAGAAAAUGCAGUUAUUACUGGUGUGAGCCACUGUGUCCAGCCAGAAAAGGCAUUUUGAGAAAGCAAAUUGUAUACUUUAUAAGAAAACAGAAAAGAUACAUAUUGCAUAUCCCUUAUCCGAAAUGCUUGAAACCAGAGUUGCUUUGCAUUUUUUGAAUAUUUGUAUAUACUUAAUGAGAUCUUGUGGAGGGGACCCAAGCCUGAACGUGGAAUUCACCUGUUUCAUAUAUACCUUAUACACAUAAUUUUGUGCAUGCAACAAAGUUUGUGUAUACGAUAUUACUGCAGCUGCAGGGGGCUGAAUAAACUGUUUUGUGCCUGGUGCUUUGACUAUGGCUUGUCACACAAGGUCAUGUGUGGAAUUUUCCACUUCUGGCAACAUGUCAGUGCUCAGAAAUUUUCAGAUCUCAGAGCGUUUCAAUUAGGGAUGCUCAGGCUGCAGCUGUUUCUACUUCUGCAUUUCAUACGUGCGAUGUGACCACCUUGACCAGAAAUUGGCUUUUCAUAGUGUUUAGAUGUUUUAUAAUUUUUUCCCCCAAAUAAAUAAUGAAUUUGCAAUUUUAUUUUUGAGAGGGUGUCUCUCUGCAUCCCAGGCUGGAGUGCAGUGGUGCGAUCUCUGCUCACUGCAACCUUCACCUCUGGGGUUCAAGCGAUUCUCCUGCCUCAGGCUCCUGAGUAGCUAGGAUUACAGGCGCUGUGACCAUAUCCGGCUAUUUUUUUGUCUUUUUAGUAGACAGGGUUUCUCAGUGUUGGUCAGACUGGUCUAGAAUUCCUGACCUCAAGUGAUCUGCCUGCCUUGGCCUCCCAAAGUGCUGGGAUUACAGGCAUGAGCCACUGCGCCCAGCCAAUUUAGUUUUUUUAAAGACGUAUUUUGGACUGGGCUGUGCCUAUCUUGAAGCAGUGACUUCUUUUUUAUUGGCUCACAGACAUAUUUAUGGGAAGCCGUGAACCGAGAUAAGGAAGUCUGAAAUACUAGCCAGCAGCCGACUGUUCUAUUCCUUUGGAAGAUGAAGAGGUAGCAAAAGAGCCCCCAAAAAUUAGGAAUCAGGUUAUAAAUUGCACUUAAAAUAGUGCCAAUGAAAAUGUGAAGGAAUUUUCUGUAAAUGAAACCCCACAGCUCAACAAAAGCAAGUUUGGUUUAUUUGAAUGGUUUCAUUAAAUAAGUCUACAAAGGUAACAAACGGAAGCACAAAGCGCAAUCUUACAAGAAGCGCAACACCCAGAGUUAGUGCAAAAUGUACAGUUAACGGCUGCUGAGAAACCCCCGAAGUUUGAAUUUUUAUUUUUUUAAACAGUGUACAUUGUUAAAUAAUGUAAGGAAAACACUUAUAAUUCAGAAAGUUUUUUUUAAUGUGGAAAAAGAUAUUCAAAGUGUACUAUUAACACAAAAAUAAUUUAAACAGUUCAGUAGCACUAGGUCGUUCCUCUAGGCUUCAGUUAUUUCAUCCGCAGGAAGAUGAAUUAACAGUAAAUAAAACCAGUUCUUUUUGUGUAUGAGUGAAAAAAAUCUCAAAAUUAUUAAAUUCAAAUAACAAAUGCUAACGUGCUGCAUUAGGCUCCCCUGCUCCUCCGGUAUACAGUAUUUUCACUCUUAGGUGGUCCCUUUCUCAGUUACUCGGCUCCUUGUUGGUUCUAUCCUUACUCUCCACAAGCUAUAUAAGCAGAGAAUAAAUAAGUAAAUAUUUUUAAAGCAGGGAUUGAAACCCCCGCCCUUUUCCUUUCUACCUCUUUAAAACCUUCAGCUCUCAUUUGCAUACUUAGGGCCGGAGACCAACUUACGAAGGGAAGCAGGGCCCAUAAGGAAUGAACAGGGUACAGAGAGCCUCAGCUUCUUUCUGUGGUGGUGGUGAUUCCCGGAAUAUGCCAUUGACGUGGGUAAAAGGUUGGAAAUGUCAGUUUCCCAACUACGCGUCAAGAAGCACCCCAAAAUUAAGAGUUUUAGCUUCUUUGUCCGUCUUCAGAGAUAACAAAGAUCCCAAACAUAGCCAAUUAGGACAGUAUUUCCGGAAAGCUCUGAAAACAAUAGAACUACCCAUUACAAGUAGGCAUAGCACUAAAUAACACUGAUUGGUUGCAGUUAUUACUUAAGGGGAAUAUCUGACAAUGUGAGCAUAUUAGUUGUAUUUCUGGAAAUAAAGGUGGCACAAUAGAUUAUGAUCCUGCAACCAUUUGGACAUCAUAAAGGAAAUGAGUAGGAAUAAGUAUCCUUUCCUACGAUGAUUAUUAAUUCAGAUGUGGAAAGAUUCUCUCUCCACAAAAUAUAGUACCCCAAGCUGAGGACUGCAUGGUACAUGUGCAACAAGAUUGGAAAGCAAUCCAGUUUUUCUUAGAGCAACUUUCUCCAUCUGUGACUUUUCAUUAUCAGGUUCCCCAACUUGAUAACUAGCCCCCACCCCCUUUGCUUUAUGUUCAAUUUCUUCUGUUCUGUUCACGUCUGUUCAAGCCUAGCUCAAAUAAAGGUUUAUAUGACAGUCA
Callithrix jacchus (white-tufted-ear marmoset) is the source of this 14593-nucleotide messenger RNA. Lineage: Eukaryota; Metazoa; Chordata; Mammalia; Primates; Cebidae. The record is from RefSeq and is a predicted model, not a curated record.